Strongyloides ratti is the source of this 1623-nucleotide messenger RNA. RefSeq lists its product as hypothetical. Bases 1 to 1623 code for a protein of 540 amino acids. The transcript has 4 exons. NCBI's taxonomy places the organism in Eukaryota, Metazoa, Nematoda, Chromadorea, Rhabditida, Strongyloididae. The record is from RefSeq and is a predicted model, not a curated record.
AUGAUUGAAAAUGACAAUAAUGAAUUAUUAGAAGAAGUAGAAGAUUAUAUUAUAAAUUCAACUUCUGUUUCUAAAUUUGGGAAUUGUGUGGAAAAAUAUAAUUUACAUAAUUAUAUAUUUAAAACAUCAUUAAGUAAUGAUAGUAAAAUUUGUUAUAUAUGUGUUUUAUUACUUCCAAGAUCAGUAAAUGCAGUACAAAUUAUUUAUGAUAAAAGUAAUAUUUGUUAUAAUGAUAUUGUACAUGCUCGUAUGAGUUGUUUUGAAGCAUCUUUAAUAACUGCUACUAUGGGAAAUUAUUUAUUUAAAGAAGAGGAUAGUAGACCAAUGUCUUGUGAAAUAAAUGAAAUAUAUGAUAUUAAAUAUCAUAAAGUGGGAACAAAUAUAACUUGUAGUAAUAAUAAAUCAACAAGUAUUGAAAAUUGUAGAUAUAAAGAUGUUUUAUCACUUUCUUUUCCUAAUUGUUACAAUACAAAUAUUGAAAAAUCGUAUUUUUGUUUAGGAAAUUUUAAAGAUCGUGAAAUGAAAGAAUAUACAUUGUUAUUUGAUCUGGAAACGGGAAAACACACGUGUGCACGUAGAAUAUCAACAGAAAAUUCAAUUAAAUUAUAUGUAAGUGAUACAUUUGAUUGUAUCAACGAUCUUAAUGCAAAAAAUGUUAAAGAAUAUACAUUUAAUAAACAAAAUUUUAUCUCUGAUAGUACAUUAUGUACUUUUCCAGAAUAUCUUCAAGGUAGUUAUGAAACAUUUGACAUUAAAGAUAAUAAAUUAAUUUAUAAAAAAAGUAUGGAAAAUUUUGAAAAUUUAACAAGUUAUUGUAUAUCUAAUAAUAAUAAUAAUAUUUUUCUUGUAAAGACAUUUGGAGAAUGUGGUAUACCAUUAGCUUUUAAUUGUUUUCAUUUUGUUAUAAGAAGUCCUUCUGUAGUACAAAUAAAAAUUCGUGGUGCGCAAACAAAUAAAAUUGAAGAAUGUUUAUCUUAUCCAGAUAAUGAUAAUUCAUUCUGGGUAACAGCAGCAAAAAAUAUUGAAUUUAAAAGUUUUUGUGGUUUUGAAGGAUCUUGGGGUACAAUAUUUGACAAUACAUCUGAUAGAUGUUUUAAUGUUGAUGUAAUAUCACCCACAUUUAAUUCUUUUAAUAUCGUAGGUUUUAAUUGUCAAGAAAAUACUAUUUUUCAAACAAAAACUUAUCAAUGUAUGGGAACAUGGAAAGAGAACAACAAAAUUUAUUUAUAUACAAAAGAAUCAACAAAUGAAUCAACAAAUGUAACAUCUAAUGUUUGUUUUAUAAUACAAAAUAUUGGUAAUAAAAUAAUGUUAACAAAAGUGGGAUCGCAAUGUCUUCAAUCAUAUAAUGUAAAUCAAACAUUAACAUUAGAACAAAAAUUAAUAGAACCAUCAUUAAUCAGUACACCAUUAAUUGAGAUGGCAGAAAAUUUUGAAAAUGGUCCCCAAGGUAAUAUGAAUGAUUUAAUUGAUGAUGAAUAUAAUGAUACAAAAAUUUUGACACAAGAUGAUGAUCAUUUAAUACAAAUUAAUAAAACAAAAACAAAUUUUUCAUCAAAUAUUUAUUAUAUACCAAAUAUAUUUAUAUUUAUUAUUAUAUCUUUUAAUUUUAUAGCUUUUUAA